GAUGUGUCAGCAUCAAGCGAGCGGCCAAUGGGAGGGCGUUUUGGCCGUGACGUCAGGGGGGCUGGUCGUGCGCGUGGAGAGCUCCAGUCAGUCCCGCGAGCUCAGUCAGUCAGUCAGUGCGUGCAGCUGACUCCGCGCGUUCAAUGGACUAGGUUCCCAGCCACGUAAGUAAGUAAGAAGAAGAAGAUGAUGAUGAUAAUGGUGUCUUGUUGCUGAAACAAGGGAUAGGCCCGGGGAGAACGUCGGCCGUCCCCUCUUGCCUUUGUCCAAAUCAGAUCCAAGCGCCGGAGAUCGUCGGAGUGUGGUUGCUCGCGAAGAGGAGGACAUCGACUUCCCAGGCGUAACAAAAGGCGGCUCGCGACCUGGAGGAUAUUUUUCCUAGCCAUAUUUGGUAGAUGCAUGGACAGGCUUCGCGUGGAGACCCACUCGAAUGAACACGGAGCGCCCUCUCAGGAUAUCUAAACCGAGCCGGAACUCUUUCCUUUUAAUUUAAUGCAAAAAAAAAAAAAACAUUCUUUACCUGCUGCGCUGCAUCGACCGUGACGUCACAGCCUUUACAUUACACCGCGCCGAUUCACGCGUUUUGGGCUCUUGCAACCAAACGGUGCUGUUCUUUCAGGGCACGCUGAGCAUAGAGGUCACAAUUCGUGCAUGCACGUCAUUGCAUGUGUGCUCAAAUGACGCCACAUUGUCAGUGCAAUUAACGCACAUGCAUAAGAUCAUCAUUACAGUCAAGGGGAAUCGCUGCUGCCUUCAUGCCCAGUGUUAAAUAGAGGGCAUCUGUCUGUCAUUCACUUCCACCCCCCUCCUCCAAGACCGUCUGAACCCUCCUGAUCUGGACGAACCUCCUCCUAUACUCAUGAACAUACAGAGAUCCAGUCCCAUUAACAUUUCGCGUUAUGGGAGAUCGAGGCACAAAGCACACGACUUUGAGGAGCUAUCUUGUCUAAGGACUACAGAAUCCAACCAGAGUUUCAGUCCCAAUUUAGGAUCUCCCAGCCCCCCUGAGACCCCUGACUCCUCUCACUGCAUUUCUUGCAUUGGAAAUUACCUUUUGUUGGAGCCCAUUGAGGGAGACCACGUUUUCAGAGCCACCCACCUGCACAGUGGGGAAGAGCUCGUGUGCAAGGUGUUUGAUAUCAGUCGAUACCAGGAGUCCUUGGCUGCUUACUUCGUGCUGGGCACCCAUGAGAACAUUAACCAGGUAGUGGAGAUUCUUCUGGGGGAUACGCGAGCGUACGUGUUCUUCGAGAGGAGCCAUGGCGACAUGCACUCUUUCGUUCGCACUUGCAAGAAGCUACGAGAGGAAGAGGCUGCCAGACUUUUCCAUCAGAUAGCAUCAGCUGUGGCGCACUGCCACGACAACGGCCUGGUCCUCAGAGACCUCAAGCUGAGGAAAUUCGUCUUUAAGAGCGAGGACAGGAACCUUGUAAAGUUGGAGAGUUUGGAGGAUACGUACCUCCUAGAAGGAGGUGAUGAUUCGCUCUCGGACAAACAUGGCUGUCCAGCCUACGUCAGCCCGGAAAUCCUCAAUGCAAAUGGCAGCUAUUCUGGUAAGGCAGCAGACGUCUGGAGCUUAGGCGUGAUGCUCUACACCAUCCUGGUGGGCCGCUACCCAUUCCACGACGUGGAACCCAGCUCGCUGUUCAGCAAGAUCCGCCGCGGCCAGUUCAGCAUCCCCGAGACGCUAACGCCCAAAGCCCGAUGCCUCAUCCGUAGCAUCCUGCGGCGAGAACCGGCCGAACGCCUCACCUCCCGAGAGAUCCUGGACCAUCCCUGGUUCUCGGCCUCUGGGGGUUCGGCGGCCGCCGCCAGCCACGGGAGAGGCGAGCGAGAGUUGGACCAAAUGGUGCCAGAGGCCAACAUGGAAGAAGAACUAGAACAGUUCUUUAGCUGAGCACAAACUCGUCAGACAUUAUGCCACGUCCUUUUAGAUUAUCAGAAAAAAAGAAAUACACUCAUUAAAAAUGGUGUCUAUCAUUAUUUCUCAUUCCUUAAAUAGACAUGGUCGGUUCUGGCUUGGGUGGAAAGGACUUCUUCCUAAGCUAAGACUUCUGGACGAAGCGCGUCGAGUGAUGUAGCAAGACUUAUUUUGUUUUUUCCUUUAUUUCCGUUCGUUUUUGUCUUCAUUUUACAUGGUGCUCACGAGGCGUAUGAGUCACAGUAAGCUACAAACAUGCAUUACUGCACAGGAGAAUGCAGCCAAGGAACAAAGAAAAUAUCAGGCAAAACUGCUCAACCUCUCCUGUUUCCAGCUCUGAUUUGUUGACCAUGUUUCAGUUACUUGUUUUCCUUGAAUGCAAAUUGUUGGUUGCGUCUCAAUCUGAUCCUCGGUUUAUUUUAAGUAUAGCGUUUCGACAGACCCUCCAGGUCAAUACUGCGAAGACCAUGUCAUUUUAUUUGUGUUUUGAUUCAUUUCGGCUGCAUUAAGAACUAUUUGUGUUGCAUUAAGCUGUUCCUUUUACUAUUAUUGCUGCUUUUUUCGCUCUAACCAUAACUGAAACUUUCCGUGAGUCUUCAGAGAAUAAAAACGUCAAGCACUUGACUCGCCUAGGCUUGGAGAUCUUCUCUGGACUAGUGUCAUCUAUUUAACUUUUAGUUUUUCUUUUGCUGGAGCAAAAUGUAUCUUUUUUUUUAUUUUAUUUUUUUAUUUAUAAGGUAACUACUACUAUAUUUAAAGAGAAAUAUGUGCAGGGUUUUUCGUUGUUUUUUUUAACCGCCAGUUUUCACGAAUAUUGUAGGCAAUGCAUUUGACACAGGACAGGUUUGACUUUUUGUAUCAAAGUUUGUCCCAAGUUGGAAGGUCUACGAUUUAACGUCAGUGCCAGUAAUCGCGCACCCCAAACGCACGCUGACCGUACUCAUUUUUCUUUAAUUUAGUUUUUUGCAUUUGACUCCAUAAAUAUUAGACGAUAUUUCUACGACUACACCGUCUCGAGUACCUCAUGUUAACUCUACUGCCUGCAUAGGUCUGUGAAAUGAUCAUGUUUUGAAUGGGUACAUGUAGACAUGUUUCGUCGUAUAUCAAUGUUACUUGAAAUCGUGAUUUAUAUCUAGUCAAUGGCAUGUGCCCUAUGAAUGCUUUAGCCUGCCUAGCAAGAGGGGAGUUCAUUUUUUCAGUUUCGUUUUCUUAAAGAAGAAUCUUACGAAGGAUUUACUAGGAGUCCAAUUGCGCUUAAGAGUUUCUUUUUUAUUUUAUUUUUUCCUCUGGUCAUUGUGCUUUCACUCGUUUUGUAGAAGGAACUUGCCUACCUAAGUUGGUGCUGAUUAGGUGCUAAUUUUGAAGGAUGUUUUUUUUUUUUUAGUUCGUUCAUUUUUUUUCCCUCAUGUUUUCAAGGGGAGGGGGGAGUGCAUGGUGGGAUAUCUGCCUCAGAUGCUCUGAUUGUAAUGUAACAGAUUUUUGGUGUUUUGUCCAGAUUUAUUCAGUAAAUAAAUUGUGAACUGCAC
Molecule: messenger RNA, 3447 nt
Organism: Onychostoma macrolepis
Lineage: Eukaryota; Metazoa; Chordata; Actinopteri; Cypriniformes; Cyprinidae
Gene: trib2
Product: tribbles pseudokinase 2
Exons: 3
Coding region: 860-1897 (345 amino acids)
Biological process (GO): protein phosphorylation; positive regulation of proteasomal ubiquitin-dependent protein catabolic process; regulation of MAP kinase activity
Cellular component (GO): nucleus
Molecular function (GO): ATP binding; mitogen-activated protein kinase kinase binding; protein kinase activity
Source: RefSeq, a predicted model, not a curated record